Molecule: messenger RNA, 1239 nt
Organism: Zophobas morio
Lineage: Eukaryota; Metazoa; Arthropoda; Insecta; Coleoptera; Tenebrionidae
Product: ionotropic receptor 75a-like
Exons: 6
Coding region: 1-1239 (412 amino acids)
Source: RefSeq, a predicted model, not a curated record
AUGCGAAUGAAUCUAUUAGGCACUAAUCUGAACAGGUACCCUUACGCUAUAAAAGUUCACUAUGACAGAGAAACGAUGACGGGCGCCUCUGAAGAUUCGUUUCACAAUUUAAACAAUUUGGUUAAAAUUUUUGAAAAAAAUACCUUCACAGUUGGUUGUAAGGUUACCGUUAUUUUAAAAAGUGAGGAUAAAUAUCAGUUCUUAAAUUGUUAUAACGGUACAAAUUACGUUAUUCAUCAAAACGGAGUUUGGACAACGAAAUACUUUUAUUUAACGAAUAAUACGUACCAUGAAGAACAAAAGAAGCUGACAGACAUCAAAAUAAGGGCUUUUACACGUUACAAACCUCAAAAGUUGUUGGACAUUGUAGUAGAACCACAAUUAGUAGUGGAUAAGUUUCAUUACAGUUUAUUUUUGUUACUACAAGAGCUUCAUAAUUUCUCAUACAUUUUGACUCCAUUACCAAAACGAAAUAAUGCGGAUCAUGAAAAUACCAAAAGCAGCGGAUUUUUUUUAACCGAUAACAACGACAUUAUCAUCAGCGAUCCUUCACCCGAUAAGCGAGACAUUGGAUGUAAAAUAAUAUUCUUCAGUUUAUUAAUAAUGUCUUUACUGUUAUUCAACUACUACACGUCGAGCAUGGUCUCACUAUUACUCAGUGAAGAAGUUGAUACUAAGCACACCAUAGAAGAGCUCACACGAUCAAAUUAUUUGGUAGCAAUGGAUAAUCACUCAUACACACUGAAAUGGAUGACUAGUCCCAAGACUACUGACAUUCAGAAUCUAUACCAUACAAAAAUAAUUAAUAAUAAUAAAUCUUUGAACAUUUACUCUUCUAGGGAUGGAUUUAAAAAAGUGGGUUGCGGUGGUUUUGCGUACCACACUGAUGUCUUCACGGCUUACAGCAUUAUUGGAAAAUACUUUGCGCAAGAGCAAAUUUGUCAUCUUUCACAAAUGCAGAUGAUUCCUCCUGUUAUGACAGGACUAGUGACAAAAAAAUCUUCACAGUUUUCUGAGUUGUUCCGUAUUAGUUUGUUGAAGUUAAACGAAGAUGGCCUAGUCAACAAAUUGCUAAAUUCUUGGAAAGUAAUACGACCUGAAUGUUAUGCGUCCACUGAAUUUAUUCCAUUGGGGAUGGAGCAAAGUUUGCCAGCGUUGAUUUUUUUGUUGGUGGGAAUUUUAACGUCGUUCUUAAUACUGGGUGUUGAAGUAGUUCUGUUUGAGAAAAAGUCGGACUAA